AUGCAUCAGACGCUCGCGCGACGCCUCGCGCGCGCGAAGAUGCGCCGACGGGCGGUGACGACGGCGACGCGGGCGCGCGACGCGGUGCUCGACGCGCGGGCGCGCGCGAGCGGCCGGACGCGCGCGGGGACGGGGCGCGGGGAGAAUUCGUGGCGAGCGGUCGCGUCGUCGUCGCGAGCGUCGUCGUCGCCGCCGAAGCGCGAUGGGAAAGCCCCGGAGGGUGGCACGGAUAACCCGCUGUCGUCGGUGAUGUUCCCGUGGGAGCGCGCGGUGCUGGAUUCGAAGCGGUGGACGGGAGAGAUGAAGACGUGGCAAAAGGCGUACUGGGCGGCGUUCGCGCUCGGCGUGGCGUUCGUCGUCGGUUCGAGGGCGAAGCGGUACUACGACGAGGGAGAGACGAACGAGGAACGGAAACGGAAGAUGGAGAGCGAUCGCAGGGCGGUGAGCGCGGCGUUGGAGGGGAGGAGUUUUAUAUCGGCGGACGACGGGGACGAGGACGAGGACCCGUUCGAGGGACUGAGUCCGGAGGAGAUCGAGGCGUUGGUGCGAAAGACGGCACCGAGUGGGGACGCGUACGAUGGGAUGAGUCCGGAAGAGAUUGAAGCGUACGAGCGGGAGUACGACGAGAGGAGACGAGCGAACUCGGGAUCCGGGAACCUCACUUGGAAGACGACUUCGGCGGGUCGAUUGUAA
Molecule: messenger RNA, 693 nt
Organism: Ostreococcus tauri
Lineage: Eukaryota; Viridiplantae; Chlorophyta; Mamiellophyceae; Mamiellales; Bathycoccaceae
Product: unnamed product
Exons: 1
Coding region: 1-693 (230 amino acids)
Source: RefSeq, a predicted model, not a curated record